This is a messenger RNA of Sporothrix brasiliensis 5110, 1842 nucleotides long. RefSeq lists its product as uncharacterized. Gene Ontology annotation, cellular component: plasma membrane. Lineage: Eukaryota; Fungi; Ascomycota; Sordariomycetes; Ophiostomatales; Ophiostomataceae. Bases 1 to 1842 code for a protein of 613 amino acids. The record is from RefSeq and is a predicted model, not a curated record. Gene Ontology annotation, biological process: intracellular iron ion homeostasis; copper ion import; iron ion transport. Gene Ontology annotation, molecular function: ferric-chelate reductase activity. The transcript has a single exon.
AUGUCUGAAUCCAGUCAAAACGCCACGGGGCCCGAUGCCUUGAACAACGCGGCCGCGAUGAACGGCACCGCUACCGCCUCAAACUCGACCGGAGCUGCUACUGCCCAAAAUGCGACCACGUUGGCUGCCUCGCCUGCGUUUAACCCGGGCCUGGAGAACAGGCUGCUCGCCAAGUACCUCCUUCUCAUCGUUGGUUCGGUCGCCGCUGCCAUGUUCGUCUACCGUGCCACCUACGCCUUGCUCCGCCAUGUCCGUACCGUCACCUCGCUCCAGAACGAGACGCAGCGGUACUACGCCCGUCCCCAUGCCAAGACGUCGUGGCUCAAGCGCAACCUGGUCUACGCCCCCGUCUUCCACAAACGCCACAACCGUGAGAUCCAGUUGAGCUCCGCUGUCAACAUUGGCACCCUACCCACCCGGCUGCAGCUGGCCUUCCUCGUCGCCUACUUCUGCACGAACGUUGCCUUCUGCCUCGUCGAUAUCCAGCUGCACAGCAACUUCGCCACGGCGGCUGCCCAGCUGCGCAACCGUAGCGGUGUCCUGGCCGUGGUGAAUAUGGUUCCCCUGUUCCUCCUGGCCGGCCGCAACAACCCGCUGAUCCCUCUGCUGGGCAUUUCGUUUGACACGUUCAACCUUCUCCACCGCUGGUUCGGCCGGAUUGCCAUUCUCGAGGCUCUGAUGCAUACGCUUGCCUACCUUAUUCCGAAGGCCAUGGCCCAGGACUGGGGCGCCGCCUUUCACACGGCCCUCACGGUCCGCUACAUGAUGUUUGGCUUCAUUGCGACGGUGUCCUUCCUAUUCUUGGGCGUUCAGGCGAUGAGCCCGCUCCGCCACGCAUUUUACGAGACGUUCAAGAUUGUGCACAUCCUUGUUGCUGCCGUCGCAGUUAUGGGCGUCUGGUACCACCUGAAGCUUAAGGACCUACCCCAGAUCGUCUACCUGUACGGCGUUGUUGCCAUCUGGGCCAUCGACCGACUCGCCCGUAUCCUCCGCAUCGUGUACCACAACGUUGGGCAAGGCGGCACCAAGACGCUCGUCGAGGCGCUCCCCGGCAACGCGUGCCGCGUCACAGUCACAAUGGCGCGGACCUGGGACUUCAAGCCGGGCCAGCACGCGUACCUGUACUUCCCGAGCGUCGGUCUCUGGCAGUCGCACCCGUUUUCCGUCGCUUGGAGCGAGGAGGCCGAGUCGCUGGACACAGAGAAGCUGGCUAUGAACCGGCAGGAGGUGCUUGCGAUGCGCAAGACGAGCAUGUCGUUUAUCAUCCGCGGGCGCACGGGCAUGACGGCCAAGCUGUACAAGAAGGCGACGGCAAGCCCAGAUGGCCGGUACGCCACAAACUGCCUCGUCGAGGGCCCCUACGGCGGCCUGCACCAGAUGCACUCGUACGGCACGGUGAUGCUGUUCGCCGGCGGCGUGGGCGUGACGCAGGCCGUGCCCCACGUGCGCGAUCUGGUGGUCGGCUAUGCCAAUGGCACGGUUGCGGUCCGCAAGAUUGUGCUGGUGUGGAUCAUUCAGAGCCCCGAGCACCUGGAGUGGAUCCGGCCGUGGAUGACGGAGAUCCUGGCCAUGGACAAGCGGCGCGACGUGCUGCGCAUCAUGCUCUUUGUCAGCCGGCCCCGGUCGACCAAGGAGAUCCACUCGCCGAGUGCGACGGUGCAGAUGUUCCCGGGCCGGCCCAACAUCGACACGCUGCUGGGCAUCGAGAUGGAGAACCAGGUGGGCACGCUCGGCGUCUCGGUGUGCGGCCCCGGUGCGCUGAGCGACGAGGUGCGGCGUGCGGUCCGCCAGCGGCAGUACCAGGGCUCGAUUGAGUUUGUCGAGGAGGCCUUUUCGUGGUAG